Messenger RNA from Knipowitschia caucasica, 330 nucleotides. The record is from the annotation of a GenBank genome assembly. NCBI's taxonomy places the organism in Eukaryota, Metazoa, Chordata, Actinopteri, Gobiiformes, Gobiidae.
AUGAACUGUUGUCCUGCAGUAAAUUCAGAGGAAUGGAUAGAUGUGCACGUGAAAGCAGGGACCUGUGAGGUGAUCGCAGCCCAUCGCUGCUGCAACAAGAACAAGAUCGAAGAAAGAUCUCAGACCGUCAAGUGUUCCUGCUUCCCUGGACAAGUCGCUGGGACCACCCACGCCAUGCCUUCCUGCGUCGAUGCCUCCAUUGUAGCCCAGAAGUGGUGGUGUCAAAUGAAUCCGUGUAACGAGGGAGAAGAGUGUAAGGUUCUCCCUGACCUCACAGGCUGGAGCUGCAGCACGGGCAACAAAGUCAAGACCACCAAGGUGACCCGAUAG